This is a messenger RNA of Spizellomyces punctatus DAOM BR117, 745 nucleotides long. RefSeq lists its product as uncharacterized. Gene Ontology annotation, molecular function: protein heterodimerization activity; chromatin DNA binding. Gene Ontology annotation, cellular component: epsilon DNA polymerase complex; CHRAC. The record is from RefSeq and is a predicted model, not a curated record. Gene Ontology annotation, biological process: leading strand elongation; heterochromatin formation; DNA damage response. The coding region runs from base 49 to 699 and encodes 216 amino acids. Lineage: Eukaryota; Fungi; Chytridiomycota; Chytridiomycetes; Spizellomycetales; Spizellomycetaceae. The transcript is spliced from 4 exons.
AGCGUUUUGUGGAGAUUUCCAGCAGAUUGCCAGCAGAAAAAAGAUACAAUGACUUCCAUAGACGACCUGGACCUUCCUCGUUCCAUCAUUGGGAGAGUGAUAAAAAAUGCGCUACCCGAAGGAGCGCAGGUCCAAAAAGAUGCAAAGGCAGCAAUGACCAAGGCGUGCACUGUAUUUAUCAACUAUCUGACUGCCACGGCUCUUGAUGUGACAAAACACAGUGAUCGUAAAUCGAUCAGUGCAAACGACAUAUUUAGAGCAUUGGCGAUCCUUGAAUUUGAUCAGUUUUUGCCAAUGAUUAAAGUUGCCGUUGAAGAAUUUCAGCAAAAAGCUAAAGAAAAGCGUCAAGAGUACAAACGAAAUUUCAAAGAAAAGCACCGUGUGUCCAAUGCGGCUACAGGGUCGGCGGACGAGAAGGGUGACGCUGGCUAUGAAGGUGACACCUCGAUGGCAGUGGACGAGCCAGUGAAAUGCGAAGGGGUGGAAGGCUCUGGAUCGAUACCGCAUAAGCGGAAAUCGAACGCUGGGACAAUAGGAUCAAUAAAACGGCCAAAGUUACCAAAAGGAGAAGGAGGAGUGGAAGACGGGUCUGAUCAUGGUUCGGAUCAGGAAACGGUAACGGAUCAGGAGGGGCAAAGAGACGGAUCGGAUCAAGAGGAUGCUGAGAGCAGUGCUGGUGGACAAAUGGACUCCGCCUGAGUCCGCACUAUGUCGUAUAUAACUGUAAUAUAUAUCCAAAAGCAGA